AUGGGUAUGGGUGGGGUUGGCAAGACCACCUUUGCUCAGAUGGUAUACAAUGAUGACAUGGUUGGGAAGCAUUUUGAAAUAAAAGCAUGGGUUUGUGUCUCUGAAGAUUUCGAUAUUAUGCGAGUGACAAAAGCAAUUUUGGAGUCCGUCACUUCCCAGCCUUGCAAUUUUGAUACCUUGGAUCAACUCCAAGUCCAACUAAAGCAGAUUUUGGAUGGGAAAAAUGAUUGGAGCAGUUUGAAGAGUCCUUUCAACGAUGGAGCCCGAGGAAGUAGAGUCAUGGUAACAACACGUAACAUAGAUGUUGCGUUGAUGCUAGGAACUGUGAAAUAUCAUCACUUGAAGCAAUUAUCAAUGGAUGAUUGUUGGUCGGUGUUUGCACAAAAUGCAUUUGGGAACACAAUUAUUGAGAGGCUUGCCUUGGCUGCUAGGACACUUGGUGGGCUUUUACGCCGUAAACUAAGAGACGAUAAAUGGGAAGAUGUAUUGAAUAGUAAAAUGUGGGAGUUAUCAGAUCAGGAAAGUGACAUUCUUCCAGCUUUGAGAUUAAGCUACCAUCACCUCCCUUCACAUUUGAAGAAGUGUUUUGCAUACUGUUCAAUACUGCCCAAGAAUUACUGCUUUAGGGAAAAGAAACUUGUUUUAUUGUGGAUGGCAGAAGGCUUCAUUCAAGAACCAAAAGGAAAAGGAAAGAAGCAAAUGGAAGAUCUUGGACAUCAAUACUUUCGUGAAUUGUUGUCCAUGUCAUUUUUUCAACCAUUAACUAGUGGUGAAAGUUCAAAAUUUGUGAUGCAUGACCUCAUCAUUGAUCUAGCUCAGUUUGUUGUAGGAAAAAUUUGUUUUUGGUUGGAGGGUAAGUCGAAAGCUAACGAGCAGUACAAAAAUCUCAGUAAGGCACGCCACUCAUCAUACAUGUCCAGCCAUUAUGACGGCAUCAAAAAGUUUGAGGCAUUUUAUGAUGCCAAGCAUUUACGUACCUUUUUACUAUAUGGAGGAUAUUAUGGAGGAAACCUAAUUAACUUGCGUCAUCUCGACGUUACUGGUGCAAAUUCCUUACAAGAGAUGCCACCAAAAAUAGGUCAGUUAACAAGUCUCCAAACAUUAUCAAACUUAAUUGUUAGCAAAGGAAAUGGGUUUAUGAUAAGAGAGUUGGGGAACUUAAUUCAUCUUAGAGGGGCACUUUGCAUAUCCGGGUUAGAUAAUGUGGUGGAUGUUGUGGAUGCAAAGGCCGCUAAGUUAUAUGAGAAGCAGGGCUUAGACGAGUUAUUGAUGGAAUGGAGUAACACUAAUUCAGAAGAUUCACGAAAUGAAAAAGUUGAAUUAGAAGUUCUUGACAUGCUACAACCGGACAAUAAGGUUAAAGUACUUUCCAUCAAUGGUUACCAUGGUCCAAUAUUUCCAACUUGGGUUGGAGAUCCUCGGUUUUCUAAUAUGGUGCACUUAGUGUUGCAAAAUUGUGAAAAAUGCACAUGCUUACCCCCUCUGGGGCAAUUACCUCACUUGCAAAACUUUACAUUCGAGGAAUGA
Molecule: messenger RNA, 1527 nt
Organism: Camellia sinensis
Lineage: Eukaryota; Viridiplantae; Streptophyta; Magnoliopsida; Ericales; Theaceae
Source: RefSeq, a predicted model, not a curated record